Molecule: messenger RNA, 4988 nt
Organism: Hemibagrus wyckioides
Lineage: Eukaryota; Metazoa; Chordata; Actinopteri; Siluriformes; Bagridae
Gene: lingo4b
Product: leucine rich repeat and Ig domain containing 4b
Exons: 2
Coding region: 843-2666 (607 amino acids)
Molecular function (GO): protein binding
Source: RefSeq, a predicted model, not a curated record
GAAGGUUAAAAAGAAGUGAAUAAAUUCUUGAAUGUUGUUGUAUAUUUUAUUUGAUGACAGACUGCCCAAAACAAUGCUUUUGACCUUUUCAGACAAAGGUACAUUUGUAAGCAGUACUAUUCACCCUGUCUUAUUGUUACUAUGAUUUCUCUGCUGUGUGCUGUGAGAAAGUCAUAUCUGACCUUGGUCUAUGCAACUUAAUGAAGCUGUCCAGUCAUGAUGAGUUUUAUCUGUUGAUAAAAUUGGAGAACACCGACUACACAUGUGCUAAGAGGAAGUGGGAUCAGGUUGGCAAUAACAUGUUUUUUUGUUGCUUGUCAUUGUUGAUUACAUUUGAUUGAAAAUGCCUAGGUGGGGGAGGUUUGUUGUUAUGUAUACAAGUUACUAUGAAACGAAGAGAUUCAAAAGGUCUGAUGUAUUAUACGUGUCUUAGACCAUUAGAGGCAUACAAUCAGGCACAUACCGAACAUUUAUAUAGCUAUUGAAGGGAUUGAACAUAUUAAGUAAAUUAAUGAAACAAUAGAAGACAUGACAAAAUGAGUCAUUCUUUAAGCUCUACCCAAAUUUGUGCACCUGUCUAAUUCUAACAGAGGGAUCAACACUUUCAUUUUUUGUAAUCUGGGUUCUCCACCCCACAGCUGUUAGAAUAGGACAGCCCACCCCAGCGUUCUUGCUGCCAGACCCACAUAACAAGGAGAAGACCCUUUGUGGGAAUACUAAGCUUGAAACCAGAUUGAAUUGGUAUCUUCUGUCAUGUGCCUGCUGCUUAGUGAUAUUAAAAAGAAAAAUUGACAGUCCUGGAGAACAGCGUGUGACUUUGAGCUGCACAGGUAGGAAGUAAGAUGUUUGUGGAGUUGUGUCAUAAGAAGUGGGUCACGGCACUCCUGCUACUCUACUGUUUGCGCUUAUCAGCAUCCGAUUUCCUAUGGCCAUGUCCUCAAAAGUGUAUUUGUAAGCAGGACACUCUUGAGGUCAAUUGCUCUUCCAAACACUUAACGGUUGUUCCAGAAGGAUUGCACAUCAGUUCCAAACGGCUGAACCUUUCUGGCAACCGCUUGAAGACACUGAGUCGGCGACAGUUCUAUGGAUUAACCCAACUAGAGGAGCUGGACCUUAGUGAGAACAUUAUAUCUAUGAUUGAAGUGGAAGCAUUUCAGGGUCUGAAAAACCUACGAAUAUUAAAAAUAAAAAAUAACAGACUUAAGAUCAUCCCAGUUGGUGUAUUCUCUGGUUUGUCAAACCUUCUCAGCCUGGACAUUAGCAGGAAUGAGAUACUUGUAUUUCUAGACUACACAUUUCAGGAGAUGGUGAACCUACAGGACAUGAAUGCAGGGGAAAAUGACCUGGUUUUUAUCUCACAGAGGGCCUUUGUUGGUCUGCAGAGCUUGCAAGAGCUGAAUGUAGACCGCAGUAACCUUACCUCUAUCCCUACUGAUGCGUUUUCACAGCUCCAAAGUCUGACCAAACUGCGCCUACGAAGACUUAAUAUUAAUGUAUUGCCCAACAAUGCCUUUCGCCGGCUGCACCAGCUGCGUACACUGCAGAUACUUCAGUGGCCCUCACUAGAGACUUUAAACAGCAACAGCCUUGUAGGUCUUAACCUUACCACCUUGGUUAUCAGUAACUGCAAUCUGAGUGCCAUACCAUAUGCUGCAUUGCGCCAUUUAACACACCUGAUCUAUUUAGAUCUGUCCUACAACCCUAUUACAUGUAUAGAGGGCAAUAUGCUAGGAGAAUUGCUCAGACUUCAGGAAUUCCACUUGGUCGGUGGAAAACUGCUCCGCAUUGAGCCAGGGGCCUUUAGGUGUCUGGUUCACUUUCAGCUGCUCAAUGUAUCCUCAAACCGACUUACAACCCUAGAAGAGAGUGCCUUCCAUGCAGUCGGAAACUUACAGACCUUGCGGUUAGACAGGAACCCUCUAACUUGUGACUGUCGUUUAUUGUGGGUGGUGCGACGUCGUUUGAGGUUAAACUUUGACGGUCGCCAGCCAACAUGUUCGGCACCUGACCGUGGACGCAAACGGGAGUUUCGUGACUUUUCAGAGGCAGAGGUCUCAAAAGUGUUCAUCUGCAGACAGGCAUGUAUAAUGGAACGUAAGCUGCAAGAAGCAAAGGUGGAUGAGGGUAACAAUGUGCAGUUUGAAUGCAAAGCAGAUGGGUAUCCCCCACCCACUAUAACUUGGUUAUCACCCCAGCAGACUCCAUUUAGCUCUAUGGGGAGAAUACGAGUGCAUGCAAAUGGUACUCUGGAAGUGCGUUAUGUCCAAAUGCAAGACACUGGAACAUACCUAUGUAUUGCAGCUAAUGCUGCAGGGAAUGAUAGUAUCUCUGCCAGACUUCAGGUAAGGAACUCCCCUCGAAACUAUACAACUCCCAAUUUCUUUGAUGAGAGCUGGGUUGAAACUUCAUUGCCUCCUUCCACCAACUCUUCAGCACAAGUAUCAAGUCCUUACCCCUUUGAUGCCAAGACCCUUGUCAUUGCUACUACUAUGGGGUUCCUUUCUUUUCUAAGCUCUGUGGUCAUUUGUUUUGUGUUCAUGUUCCUCUGGAGUCAGAGCAAGGGCCAGAUUAAGCACACAGCAACCAUUGACUUUGUGCCACGUACGUCUAUGGGAGGAGGUGGAGAUGGUGCUGACACAGGGAGGUUUACAAUGAAGCUCAUAUGAAGUCUUUUAUAGAUGGUAUUUAUGUGUAGCUAAUGUAUGCAACAGUUUCCCGAAUUGUGGCUCCUGUAAACUGCAAAUUCUGCGGGAUUGCUCAGUUACUGCCUUCAAUUCAGCAAUGCCAUUAGCUGACUUUCUGUGGGGCAGUACCACUUGCAAAAGAUGCAACAUAGGGUUACUUAUUUAUCUUGAAAAAAUAUAGAAAGUAAAAUUUGUGUUACUAUUUAAAAACUAUAUGAAAUAAUUUGAGACAUUGAUUCCAAAACAAGCAUCACCAGAGAAAAUAUGUGUAUUUUGAUCAGGUAAUGUGUAUAUUUUAAAAUGUAGUGUUGUAGAAUACAAAUUAUUUGCUCCUUCAUAUUUGCAUUGUGGUUUUUAGAUUAAUCAAUCUAGAUCAAAAUAUAAUAAACUUCAGUUAAAUUGACAGCUGUGGUAUAUUUUCCUGGGCUGUAAAAGUAGUACCUGUUAUGAAUUCUUUGAAAGCAUGUGUUUUUGAACUUGGUGAUUUAAAAAAAAAAAAAAUUAUAUAUAUUUAGAUGUGACUCACCAAUGUAUAAAUAUAAAAAUAAGACAAGUAUGAUGUGAUCAGGUGACAUAAGAUGCUUUGCAAUAUAAUGUAUGUAAUGUACAUACUAUACACUUCUGCUACACAUUCAGCUGAGUUACAAAUAGUAAUGUUUUGUCAUGAAUACUAUUUGUGUACUAUGCACAUCUGUCUGUUAGGCGUUGUUUUGCAUGAAUCUUUUUGUUGACCUUUUUUUAUAAUAAAUUCUGAUUUUUAUUUGAUUUUUGAUUUUUUAUGUACUUUAAUGAUUGCAUUGUAAUUAUCUAGCUAUAGUCUUGAACUUAUAAAUAUCUAAUUGCAAAUAUUUUCUUACACAUCUUAAUUUUAAUCCUAAGGGUACAACAGUACUGUCAUGUAAAUGAAACAUGAUAUGACUUUGUAACAAUUGUUAUGAUUCUGUAUGUGAAUAACACUCUACCAAGAUACAUGGAGAUACUGAUGGAGUGACAGUCUUGAGGACAGAAUGGCAUGAGGACCAGAUGUGCUCUAGGGAAAGAAAAGAAACAUGCCUGUAUACACACACACACACACUUCUAUACUGAUGGGAUUGGUCUCUUUAGUGAUGACAAUAUCCCCUUUGACAAUAUAAUUUGAUGAGUAUGGAAAUGGUGUGAAUCAUAUUCUAUGGUCUUUGAACACCUACAGUGGAUAUAAAAAGUCAAAACACCCCUGUAGAAAGUGCAAAAUGAAAGCAGGAUCAUGUCAUCUCUUUUUCCACUUUUAAUUUGUGUUAGCAACUAGCAGAAGUGGAAAAUAAAACUUUUUAGGGAUAAAAAAAAAAAAACAGAAAGCAUAUUUUGCUUGUAACACAGCACUCUUGUCUUUUGAGGUAUGAGUCUACCAACUUCUUGAUUAUGCAAUUGUAGUUGCAAAAAUGCUCCAGAUAUAUUAAAUUGCAAGGUGACCUCCAUUGGGCAGAUUUUCAAUAGGAUUUGGACCAGGGAUCUGACUGGACCAUUACAAAAGAUUGAUCUUCUUCUUCUUAAGCUAUUCCUUUGUUGACCUGUAUUUAGGCUUUGGGUCGAUGUUAUGCUAGAAAGUGAAAUUUUUCAGAGGUCUGCUGAAUUUGUGCCAAAUUACAGGUUAUUUGGAACCCCCAUGCACCCGCAGGUUUAUUUAAAUUCUCUUCUUGCCCAUUUGGCUAUUGUAGAGGGACAUCCUGUUCUUGGCAAUGCCACUAUGGUACCUCAAUUUCUCCAGCUGAUGAUGGAGUUUUAUGGCACAUCAUAUGAUUCAAAUUCUUUUGUCUCCCUCUGCUGAUUGAUAGCUUUCAACACUGUAUAUUCUGUACAUGAUUCUGUACAUGAUUGGUAAACUCUUUGUGACCAUAACUUCAGCAAUUGGACGUAUCUAAGAAGAUAUAAAGAAAAUCCUACAGAAACUGCAAGGUGGGUGCAAUCAGGUUAAUUUCUUUUCUUUUUUUCUUCUAAAAUGUUUCUAUUUGUUAUCCAUCUGAAUAUUGUUGGUUGCUAAAUCACAUCGAAGAUGGAAAAAGAUCAGACAUGAUUUACCUUUGAUUAAUUUUUUAGAUCACACAGGGGUGAUGGUAUAUAGAAGUGUGAAGACUUUUUAAAUACAUUAUGUGAAAUUUUGGACAAAUGUGCACUCCAUCAUCCUCAUCUAAACACUAAGUAAGGAAUAUCUUUUGGAAGAAUGUUCAUUUAUUGCUCCAGUACAACAGAGGCUUGUAGAAUCUAGUGCACUGAUGCUGUUCCGGUCAGUUUGUAUAUGUGAGUCAAUAAAUUAAUGAAUAAACAAAG